AUGGCUCAAACGCUAGUCCUGCGGCACGCCAUCUCAGCUGCCCUCGCAUCCUCGCCCUCCACCACGCAAAGACAACGCCCCGCCGCUAACCGUGCUCGUACGGGUCUGAGCGCGUCGAUUGGCGACUUCAGCGCGGCGCCCAUCCCCGAGUCUCAGGUGGUGCCACGGCUGUGCCACCUGGAGGACUUUCACGAGUCGUCGACGGGCGAGGCGGCCGUGCGGCCCGUGGCGCUGGCGGUGCGCGUGGUAGAGGACGGGCACGGCAAGCAGCUGGCGGACCUGCUCAUGGCCACCGUCGAAGCGUCCGCGCAGGUCGAGGACCUCGAGACCGUCGCCGGCCGGGCCGCCAUGGUGGCGCUGGCGGUGGCGCUGCUGGUGGAGUUCGCAACGGGCAACGGCAUCUUCAGCGCCGUCGACCGCAGCGCGCUGCUCCCCGCGCUCUCGCUGGGCGUCGGCGCAGCCGCGGUGUCGGCGGGGUACGCCGUGGCGUGGCGGUCGAAGCGACACGUGUCGGACAUCCUGGCGCGCGGGUGCUUGCACUGGCUGGACGCCGCCGUGGACCACCUCAUCGACGGCGUCUUCGACGCGCGCCCCACCGCGCACCAAGCGCCGCCGCGACGGGACUAG
Molecule: messenger RNA, 627 nt
Organism: Closterium sp. Naga37s-1
Lineage: Eukaryota; Viridiplantae; Streptophyta; Zygnematophyceae; Desmidiales; Closteriaceae
Source: the annotation of a GenBank genome assembly